This is a messenger RNA of Lepidothrix coronata (blue-crowned manakin), 3040 nucleotides long. Its product is annotated as attractin-like protein 1. The annotation marks the transcript as partial. The record is from RefSeq and is a predicted model, not a curated record. Gene Ontology annotation, cellular component: Golgi apparatus. Lineage: Eukaryota; Metazoa; Chordata; Aves; Passeriformes; Pipridae. Gene Ontology annotation, molecular function: protein binding. The transcript is spliced from 15 exons.
ACGCGGAGGGGCUGUUAACCCUCCUCUCCCCGCCGCACGCCUCCCUUCUCCGCAGGGCUAAUAGCGGAGCCGGGGAUAAGAGCUCUCCAGCCCUUUCCCCGCCCCGCCGGAGCUCGAUGCCGUAGCGGCUCCGGGGCCCGGCCGCCCUCACUUCCCAGCUGGCUGCCUGGCGAAGGGACGGCGUUCCCCGCCUCCCUCCCCGCGCUGCCGCUGCGUGUGAGCCGCGGGCACCGGGACCACAAAGGAGGAGGGGGAGCCGCGGGAUACAUGGUCCAGGGUGGUGUGUGCGCGCCGGCGGGGGGCAUCUCUGGCGAGGAGGAAACACAAGGUCAAGAGGCGGCUCUUCUCCUCCUCCUCCUCCUCCUCCAUGGAAGAAGACGGGAGCGAUGAGCCCUGAGGAGGACGGCGAAGAGAAGGGGCGGAUGGCUGAGCGCUGCCGGGCUUCCCCUCGGGAUUGACGCGGGCGCGGAGAGCUGAAGGGGCCGGAGGAGGCAGCGCUGGGGUCGGGAGGGAGGGAGGGAGGAGAGGAAGGCGAGGAGGAAGCGGGGGGUUUGAAUCUCCCUGGCUGGAUUAUCUCCCUUCAGGGGAAGCUGCCAUCGCCGCCCGGCCUCGGCCCGCGGCCCCUGCGGCCAAGAUGGACCUGGGCAGCGCCGCCCCGAGAGCGGGAGCUGCCCCCGCAACCCCGGCCGCCUGGAGACCUUUCCCCUCCGCCUGCUGCUGCUGCUUCGCCUCGCUCCUGGAUGUGAACAGCUGGCUGCUCUUCUACGGCUUCCUCUACCUGGCUCUCUACGCCCAGGUGUCCCAGUCCAAGUCCUGCGACAAAAUCUCCUGCUUUUCGGGUCAUUGUGUCAACUCCACCUGUGUCUGCGACCAGGGCUGGGUGGGAGACCAGUGCCAACACUGCCAGGGCAGGUUCAAGUUAACAGAACCUUCUGGAUAUUUAACAGAUGGACCCAUAAAUUAUAAAUAUAAAACUAAAUGUACAUGGUUAAUUGAAGGAUACCCAAAUGCGAUACUAAGAUUAAGAUUUAAUCACUUUGCCACAGAAUGUAGUUGGGACCAUAUGUAUGUAUAUGAUGGAGAUUCGAUAUAUGCACCUUUAAUAGCUGUAUUUAGUGGUCUAAUAGUCCCUGAAGUGCGUGGAAAUGAAACUGUUCCUGAAGUAGUUACUACAUCUGGCUAUGCAUUGCUCCACUUUUUUAGUGAUGCUGCUUAUAACCUAACGGGAUUUAACAUUUUUUAUUCAAUUAAUUCCUGUCCUAAUAACUGCUCAGAACAUGGGAAGUGUACAACCAGUGUGUCUGUACCAAGCCGGGUAUACUGUGAGUGUGACAAGUAUUGGAAAGGAGAAGCCUGUGAUAUUCCAUACUGUAAAGCCAACUGUGGCAGUCCAGAUCACGGAUACUGUGAUUUGACAGGAGAGAAGCUGUGUGUUUGCAAUGAUAGCUGGCAAGGUCCAGAUUGUUCUCUGAACGUCCCUUCCACGGAGUCUUACUGGAUUCUCCCAAACGUGAAGCCAUUCAGCCCUUCCGUGGGCCGCGCUUCCCACAAGGCCGUCCUACACGGGAAGUUUAUGUGGGUGAUCGGUGGAUACACUUUUAACUACAGUUCCUUCCAAAUGGUGUUGAACUACAAUUUGGAAAGCAGUAUAUGGAAUGUAGUACCUGUAUCCAAAGGGCCACUGCAGAGAUAUGGGCACACUCUUGCUUUGUAUCAGGAAGACAUCUACAUGUAUGGAGGCAAAAUUGAAACAAAUAAUGGCAAUGUUACUGAUGAACUGUGGAUUUUCAACAUACACAGUCAAACAUGGAGCUCCAGAACUCCUGCAGUACUUGUACAUGGCCAGCAAUAUGCUGUGGAAGGUCAUUCAGCACACAUAGUAGAGCUGGACAGCAGAGAUGUGGUUAUGAUUAUAAUUUUUGGAUAUUCUUCCAUAUAUGGUUACACAAGCAUUGUGCAAGAAUACUACAUCAGGUCUAAUUCUUGGCUUGUACCAGAAACAAAAGGAGCAAUUGUGCAAGGUGGAUACGGCCAUACAAGUGUCUAUGAUGAACUGACUAAAUCUAUUUAUGUCCAUGGUGGAUACAAAGCAUUACCUGGCAAUAAAUAUGGAUUGGUGGAUGACCUUUACAGAUAUGAAGUUAAUACGCGGACAUGGACUAUUUUGAAAGAGAGUGGUUUUGCAAGAUACCUUCAUUCAGCUGUCUUAAUCAAUGGAGCUAUGCUCAUUUUUGGUGGAAACACUCAUAAUGAUACUUCACUGAGCAAUGGUGCAAAGUGUUUUUCUGCUGACUUUCUUGCGUAUGAUAUAGCUUGUGACGAAUGGAAGGUUUUACCAAAACCUAAUCUGCAUCGAGAUGUCAACAGAUUUGGUCACACUGCUGUUGUCAGUAACGGGUCCAUGUAUAUAUUUGGGGGUUUUUCAAGUGUUCUAUUGAAUGACAUCCUCGUGUACAAGCCUCCAAACUGUGAGGCAUUCAGAGAUGAAGAGCUGUGUAAAAAUGCUCGUCCAGGAAUAAGAUGCCUGUGGAAUAAAAAACACUGUGAAUCUUGGGAAUCUGGACAUGCUAAUAACAUCCUUAGAGCAAAAUGUCCUAAGAAAACAGCUGCUGCAGACGACAGAUGUUACCGGUACGCGGACUGUGCGAGCUGCACUGCCAACACAAACGGGUGCCAAUGGUGUGAUGACAAGAAGUGCAUUUCAGCAAAUAGUAACUGUAGCAUGUCAGUUAAAAACUACACCAAAUGUCACGUGAGAAAUGAACAGAUCUGCAAUAAGUUGACCAGCUGCAAGAGCUGCUCCCUGCACCUGAACUGCCAGUGGGACCAGAGGCAGCAGGAGUGCCAGGCGCUACCUGCUCAUCUCUGUGGAGAAAGAUGGAGUCAUAUUGGAGAUGCCUGCCUCCACAUAAAUUCUAGUCGUGAAAGCUAUGACAAUGCUAAGCUGUAUUGCUACAACUUAAGUGGAAAUCUUGCCUCAUUAACAACCUCAAAAGAAGUGGAAUUUGUUCUGGAUGAAAUACAGAAGUAUACACUUCAG